Messenger RNA from Gymnodraco acuticeps, 1797 nucleotides. Its product is annotated as crossover junction endonuclease MUS81-like. Gene Ontology annotation, biological process: DNA catabolic process; mitotic intra-S DNA damage checkpoint signaling; double-strand break repair via break-induced replication. The coding region runs from base 127 to 1797 and encodes 556 amino acids. Lineage: Eukaryota; Metazoa; Chordata; Actinopteri; Perciformes; Bathydraconidae. Gene Ontology annotation, cellular component: nucleus; Holliday junction resolvase complex. Gene Ontology annotation, molecular function: 3'-flap endonuclease activity; DNA binding; crossover junction DNA endonuclease activity. The record is from RefSeq and is a predicted model, not a curated record. The transcript has 13 exons.
UUGCUUUUGGCUCUGGUGGUGCUGAGCUGCUGGUGUCGCUGGUCCAGGAGCCUCAACUUGCUCUUAAAGUCCCGCAGUGUCAGCAAAAGCGAAACGUCAAAUCCUCCAGGUAUCCUUUAUUGCUCUAUGGGCGUGUUGGAGGAGAGGCUUUCUGGGGGAGUUUCUCGGCGCGCCAACGCAGUCGCAGCCUUGUUCUGGAGAGGUCCAGACGCUCCGAUCCACUCUCUCCCUGAAGGAGCGCCCCCUGCUGGCCGACAGGACAACAACAGCCUGGAUCCACCCAGAAAGAAGAAUGCAGCCGGGGAUCAAGGCAAAAACAAAGGGGGGAGGAAGAAGAAGAGGGAGUACGUACCCCAGAGACGGUCUGGAGGCUACGCUGUUCUGCUCACACUUUACAGAGUGUCUCAGAUCCCAGGCAGCAAAGGCUACAUGUUUAAGAUGGAGCUCCAAGCAGAAGCUCAGCAGCUCUGCGAUAAGUCCUUCUCUGUGCCAGAUCUGGGCAGUAAGUACACGGCCUGGUCUUCAGUGAGCACUCUGAUCCAGAAGAACCUGGUGAUGAAGACUCACAACCCUGCAAGGUAUUCUCUGACAGAAGAGGGUCUGGCUUUAGGGGAGUGCCUUGAGUCUUUAGAGGGAACUAAAGGUCUUGAAGGAGACAGAGAGGAGGCCAGGAGUGAAGGAAACGAGCAGGAGGAGGGAGAAGAAGAAGGUGGCCCGGGGAUUGUGGACCUCACUGUUAGUGAUGAUGACGAAGAGGAGAAGGAAGAGGAGAGAAUACAACCUACAGAGAGGCCGACCUCCUCUGCUUCCCAGCCGAGGGUUCUCGUUCCUGGGAUGUUCUUUUCAGGGAAACCCCGAAAUGUACCGAGCAGAAAGCCAAAGUCCUGGAGUCUCCUUCCCGGCUCCUACGAGAUCAUCCUCUGUGUGGACUUCAUUGAGACAACGGGCGGAAGCAAAAACUGCAAGAAGGAUCUGGUCAAAGAGCUGCAGAGGAACGGAGUGACGUUCGAUGUGAGGAAGCUCAACGUGGGAGAUUUCCUGUGGGUCGCUCGGGAAAAGGUUGCGCCUAUUCCAGGUCAGUUGCGGACCCCCGUUGGCCGUGAGCUCGUCCUGGAUUACAUCAUCGAGAGGAAGAGGAUGGACGACCUGUGCGGCAGCAUCAUCGACGGGCGCUUCAGGGAACAGAAGUUCCGUCUGAAGCGCUGUGGUCUGCGUAACCCCUGCUACCUGGUGGAGGAGUGUGGGAAGGCUGCCUCUCACCUGAGUUUACCUGAGUCCACGCUGCAGCAGGCCAUCAUCAACACACAGGUUAUUGAUCGCUUCUUUGUGAAGAGAGUCCAGGAUGUGAGGGAGUCGAUGGCCUACCUCACCGUCAUGACUCGAUACCUUAAUAAACUCUACCAGAACUGUACGCUGACGUGUCGCUCCAGAGAGCUGGAGGGGGAUAGAGAGGAGGAGGAAGAGGAGAGAGGGACCCCCCCCCUGCUCUCUUAUCUCUUUUGCAGAGUUCAACCACGGUGCAAUCAAAAACAAGCUGAACAGUUUCAUGAAGUGUUGGAAGCCGUCCUCUCCGAAGAAGUCGAAGGAGCCCUGGGAGGUGCUCAGGUGGAUCAGCAGGAGCACGAGCAGCACCACGGCCAGCAGAGGGAUCAGCAUGUUCCAGCCGGCCGCCAGGAUGUUGUACCACUUGGCCUUGUCCGAGCACUCCUGGGCCAUCUGCAGGUUGCCCUGAGUCUUCUGGUCCCUGGCCUGCACACACAAAAACACACGCAUCAUUACAUGCAACCACUGGAGUGA